GCUUUUGGUUGACCGUCUAGUCGCGUACCGGAUACAUAGCGCAAGAUCAACACGCUAUAAUUGGUGACCCCGGAAAAGUUUUUUUCCUCUUUGUGAUUGCUCCAACUCCCCUUCGAAUCAUCACUGCAUUUUAAGUACACUUUUCGCUGAUGUCUGGUUUCGACUUGGGUGCCGUCUACUAUUCAGACAGCUUAUUCAACCAAACGGGAGAGCAGGAUAAUGUCGUAAAUCUUAAUCACGCGAAAAGGAAAUUUAAAGAAUUUAUCCGUCAGUUCAACGAAGGGGGCCUGUCCUUCAAAUAUCGUGACCAGUUGAAAAAGAAUUAUACGUUGCAGAAACACUUCGUCGUUAUCAACCUAAAGGAUUUAAAUAAUUUCGACUCUUCCUUAACUCAAGAGCUUGUCGCUCGUCCUGCUGAUUAUCUAUCAACUCUCGAAGAGGCAGUUACUGAGAUCGUUGGCGAAUUGUUUGAAGAAGGUGAAAAUGAAUCAACGGAACCCGCUCAAGUUCUCAUUGAGUGGGAAGCAAAUCCUGUUAGCCUCCGUUGUGUCAGAUCCGAACAGGUGUCUCAUUUGGUCAAAAUUUCGGGCAUCGCAAUUAGUGCUUCAGGCAUUAGAGCCAAAGCUAUUCGUCUUAGUCUCCAGUGCCGCGGCUGCCGCCAGUUUUUGCCAAAUCUUCCCGUGAAACCUGGUCUUGGGGGUUAUACCUUACCUCGCAAGUGUCCUGCUGCACAAACCGCUGGCGGCGUCGGUGCCAAGUGCCCUAUUGAUCCGUUUUUCAUUGUGCCUGACAAAUGCCAGUGUGUUGAUUUUCAGACCGUGAAAUUACAGGAGUCUCCAGAAACCGUUCCGCAUGGCGAAAUGCCUCGGCACAUUCUGCUUUAUUGUGACAGGUAUCUGUGUGAACAGAUUGUGCCUGGCAACCGCGUUACCGUUGUGGGAAUCUACUGCAUUCGUACAUCCGCUCCGAAUAAACCACGAUCUGGGGUCGGAGAGCGUGCUGACCUCGCUGUCCGUCAGCCCUACAUUCGCGUUAUUGGUCUCUCGAUCGAUACUGAAGGCCCUGGACGUAGUGCUCUCGUGUCUGGUUCUCUUGGCGGUACUACAAGCAGGUCUGCUGCAACCCUUACAGAAACUGAAGAGGAAGAACUGAUCGCGUUGGCCAACUCACCAAACAUAUAUGAACGAUUGGCGCGCAGUAUAGCACCCUCUAUUUACGGCAGCCUGGACAUCAAAAAGGCUAUCGCCUGUCUAAUGUUUGGGGGAUCUAGAAAACGCCUUCCAGAUGGGCUUUGUCGUCGUGGGGAUAUCAACAUGUUGAUGCUCGGUGAUCCUGGUACAGCGAAAUCGCAGCUUCUGAAGUUCGUCGAACGUUGUGCUCCGGUGGGUAUUUACACUUCGGGCAAGGGUAGCUCUGCCGCUGGUCUUACCGCGUCCAUCAGCCGCGACCCAUCCACCCGUAACUUCAUCAUGGAGGGAGGCGCUAUGGUUCUGGCUGAUGGCGGGGUAGUUUGCAUCGAUGAGUUCGACAAGAUGCGUGAGGACGAUCGUGUUGCAAUCCACGAGGCAAUGGAGCAGCAGACGAUUUCAAUCGCUAAAGCUGGGAUAACAACGACGCUCAACAGUCGGUGUUCCGUUCUUGCUGCUGCUAACAGCGUGUACGGCCGAUGGGAUGACACCAAGGGAGAAGAGAACAUUGAUUUUAUGCCGACGAUUCUCUCCCGGUUCGAUAUGAUUUUCAUUAUCAAGGACGAACACGACGCCCUCCGCGAUACUACUCUAGCAAAGCAUGUUAUGCGCGUCCAUUUGCAUGGAAACGAUCCCGCUGCAACUACCACAGAACAAGGUGAAGAAUCAGAUGAAAUACCACUGAGCACUUUGAGGCGAUUCAUCGCAUAUGCUCGGGAACGAUGCGGUCCUCGAUUGUCCGAGCAUGCCGCUGAUAAACUAGCGAACCAAUACGUUUUGAUGCGUUCUGGUUCCGUGCGUCAUGAACAAGAGACAGGCAAGCGGAGUGCAAUCCCCAUCACUGUUCGGCAACUGGAGGCAAUCGUCCGCAUCGCAGAGGCGCAGGCGAAGAUGCGUCUCGCUCCAUUUGCCACGGAGGCGGAUGUGGAGGAGGCUUUGCGUCUGUUCCACGUAUCCACUCUUGAGGCGGCUAUGUCCGGUAGUCUUGAAGGAGCUGAAGGAUUCACCAGUCAGGAGGAACACGAUCUCAUUUUGCGCGUGGAAAAGCAACUGAAGCGUCGGUUUAUCAUCGGCAGUCAGGUGUCGGAGCACGCCAUCCUGCAAGACUUUACGAGACAAGGCUUCUCUGAACGUGCUGUCAUGAAGGUACUGCACUAUAUGCUACGCCGAGGUGAAAUUCAAUAUCGCAUGCAGCGUCGCAUUCUCUACCGCAUCAAAUAGACUACCUGGAUGAUGAACCGAAGCCUCACUUUUUCCGAGGCCUCUAUCCACGCUUGAUGUGUUUCUAAGCAUUUUCUACCACGUGCAUUUCACCAGAUUCUGUAUUUUUCCCUGUUAUCGAACUCACUUUUUAUUCGUUGUAAACAGCCUCUUCGUCCUUGUUUUAUGCGACCGCCUUGGAUUUCCUAUUGAAAUUGGCAACCAAUUUACUCUAUGUGCCUUGGGCAUCAACACCUCCAUGUGGUACCAAUUCCUGACUAAUUACGCUUUCCAGUAGUC
Molecule: messenger RNA, 2687 nt
Organism: Dicrocoelium dendriticum
Lineage: Eukaryota; Metazoa; Platyhelminthes; Trematoda; Plagiorchiida; Dicrocoeliidae
Source: the annotation of a GenBank genome assembly